Molecule: messenger RNA, 495 nt
Organism: Brenthis ino (lesser marbled fritillary)
Lineage: Eukaryota; Metazoa; Arthropoda; Insecta; Lepidoptera; Nymphalidae
Source: the annotation of a GenBank genome assembly
AUGUUUUCGAAAAAGUUGUACACACUUGUGUUUUUACGUACCGAAACACAAAUACUACUGGGUUUGAAAAAACGUGGUUUCGGAAUAAACAAAUGGAACGGUUUCGGCGGCAAAGUAGAGCAAAAUGAAUCGAUUAUCGAUGCAGCUAUACGAGAGUUAAAUGAAGAAUGCUGUGUUACUGUUAAAAAUGAAGACUUAAAAAACAUAGGUCACUUAGAAUUUACCUUUGAAGGAGACACAGUCAUGAUGGAUGUCAGGGUUUUCUCUGCAACUGUCUACAAAGGAACUCCUACGGAGACUGAGGAAAUGGCCCCUAAAUGGUUCGACUUAGAUAAAAUUCCAUUUACUGAUAUGUGGCCAGAUGACCGUAUUUGGUUCCCAUACAUGUUAAAAAAUAAAUUAUUUCUUGGUAAAUUCCAUUAUAAAGGAUUUGAUACAAUAUUAAAUUAUAAUUUGCAAGAGUUAAAAUCCAUGGACAUACUGUAUAAAAACAAA